CCGUCAAAAUGCAAAGAACCUGCUGCAAAAAUUCGACAAAACAACGCGGAAGAUCCAUCCAAGGCUCCAAGCAUAACGUGAGCAUUAACGCUCAAUUAAAAAUGCUUUACCUGAAAUUCAUCCCAGCCCAUUGUGCAAACGGCGUUUCCAUGUUGCAUCUGAAUUACUGGGAGCCACUGCCGGAAAUCAGUUUUUGGUCCAGGUCCAGGGUUUUUGGUCCAGUUUUUGGUCCAGGAUAGUGAGAAGUCAAUGAUGGACAUCCCGGGGCUCCAAACUCAAAUAAACGGCGCUCCAAAAAAGCAAGAUGCGGAGUCACUGCUAACCUGUAAUGCGGUUCCUUUCCACUACACUAAUUACUGUUUUAACUAGCAUGUGCUGAUAAAGUAAAGGAACAGGAUCACACACCAGUGCUGCUUUAUCAUUUUUUUCCGGUUUCAUCGUUGAUAAUGGUUCAUUUUCUCGUUGCUACCGCCGCGAUUCUGCUGCUGCUGGCCUUUUUGCCUGGCUACCUUGGCUGUUCCACACAGAAAGGCCUGACCGUGGACAGAUUGCACCAGAUCCUGAACGAAGCGAAACAGCGCAACGGCAACGGCGUCAUGCAGCUUCAUGGUUACGGGCGCGGUCGCACGUUUGAGGACGUACCUGCAAUGGAAUGGCCACCGAACACGCAGAUUAUCCGAGCGCCAGAAGGCGGCACACUGCAUGUUCCCUGCAAGAACAACAACACGAAAGUGUCCCACAUCGAGAUUCCGCCGGCGUACACGUACAGAGGAAGGCAGGUUACUGUUACGGAUGUCAACGUUCCCCGCAGAGUGUUCGAGGGAGUCAACUAUCGCUGCAACUUCACGGAGAAGUCCAGUCCGGGGGAGAACAUUGCGCGCAGCAUCAAACAGGUGACCGACUACGAUCCGGCCACUGGUGCGUUCUCCAUCGCGCUGGAGGACUUUACCAACGCCCACAGCGGCCUGUACGAGUGCCUGCACUCCAACGGCAGCCAGCGGGUGGUGACGCAGCGCUAUUAUGUCAGCGCCACCCUCCUCCGCCACGACGUUUUCCAGCCGCCCAUGCCGAACGUCACGGCGCGCUACGGCGAACCCGCGGAAAUGGAGUGCCCGGUGCAUUUCCGUUUCCUCCCCGGACACCUGACCGACCGUUUUCUGUGGCGCCGCGGCCGCUACCUGCUGAUGGGCGAUUCCAUCCCGGAGAUGGCGGAUAAGGCCAUGUCAUGGCGGGGCUUUUAUGGGCACAUUGAGACGGGCAUCAAUGCAGCGUUGCGGUGUCAUGCCACCUUGAAGAUCCGCCGUGUCACAUGGAACGAUGCCGGUCUGUACGAAUGCUGGUUCCGCGUGGACGAUGGUCUGGACGAGUGGAUUGUGCAGGAAGCAUACCUGCACGUUAUCUAACCGUAGCCGCUAGUACACAGCUCCGGUUAUUCGUUAGCUUAGGUUUUCAUUUUUGGAAUAUUUAGUCAGCGUUGCCGUUUCUACUGUGAACAGUCAGUACUC
This is a messenger RNA of Paramacrobiotus metropolitanus, 1505 nucleotides long. RefSeq lists its product as uncharacterized. The record is from RefSeq and is a predicted model, not a curated record. The transcript has 3 exons. The coding region runs from base 447 to 1403 and encodes 318 amino acids. NCBI's taxonomy places the organism in Eukaryota, Metazoa, Tardigrada, Eutardigrada, Parachela, Macrobiotidae.